UUCCGGGAGGUUGCAAAAUGUUUAUGCAUUCAGCCGAGACUCCGAGAGUUACAAGACGUUUUAGAAACGGUCCUCAUUUAUUUUACUAAUUUUCGAAGUUUCCCCCUCAUUUUGACAUAAUGUAAACCGGGUAAGAUUUUAUUCAGUCUUAUAUUAAAAAAAGGAGCAGAGAUGAUUAUCGAGUUCCGCAUCUGGGUUUGGAGCGCGUUCGUGUCCGUCGGUGCUGUCGGCUCGGCCCCGUCUUCCUGGAGUUGGGCAUGGCUCGGAUUCUCGGAUACGGAGGGCGAACGUCACGGUACAGGACCCAGGGUGGCAUACGAGGAGCUGGAUCCGGACGAAAAGUUCAUCAACGAGGCCGGAAGGAUCGCCGACCUCCCGCCGUCCCAGCUCGACGUCUGCGAACAAAAAAUUGUGCUGAAGUUGAAAACGAGCUGCGGACGCCUGAACAACGAAGGUAUAGCAAGACUCGCCAUCGGGCUGCUCAACUGCCAGUCAGACCUGGAAGGCCGGGAGACAUAUCCGUGCGACAAUAAUACGCCUUUAGUGACGUGCACAAAGGACAUGUCCCCCGAGGUGUGGAACACGUAUCACAUCAUGACGAACCGUGCGAGAGCUGUUUGCUAUGCGGCAAGACAACAGCAUUUCCGCGCCUCGGCUGAGAUGAUAAUAAACAAGCUAGUCGAUACAACUAGAAGCCACUUGGAAGCCAUCGAAAAAUUCCAGGAGAAACAGAAAUCCGUCCAGGGCGAGGCGGACUUCACGCUCGAGAAGCUUUCCAAGAACCAAAGGGACGUUUUGCUGUCCUACUCGAAGAUAAAAUCCGCCGAGACUUUUCUUGUACAAAGAUUGACGAGCGGAGUCGAGAAGAUGAAAGAAGCCAACGAACGGCUACUAGAAAACCACGAGUUGGCGUUGCAACUUAGGGCCGAGAUUCGGCAUGGACUAGACUCGGUUGCAAGGCAAAUGGAGGAUGAGAUAAGAGACAGAGGCGCCGAACAGGACAAGGUCAAGGCUGAGCUGACAGAGCUGAAAGAAAUCGUCGCCCGUAUAAGAGACACAGUUGUCGAGACAUUGGGCCAGUUGAAAAAGAAAGAUGAUGAUUUGAACCGUGGUUAUGAAAGGAGUUUCAAGACAGUGGACGAAAUCAACCACCGGCUUGACUCAAUACUCUCGUGUGUAAAUUCGGCGAAAGAAGUCGUCAGGAGUGCAUUCAAACAUUUUGAAAGAUUCUCCGGCGUAGACGGCGAAAACCUGAACACUUUGCUUGAAAUGACGGCACACGGCCUGUGCAUGGCGAUCGCAAUGAUCUUUUGUUCCUUUUUCUACGUACCUUUAUUCCUCAGGUGGCUUCUGAUUUUGAGCGCCAUUCUCAAUUUUUCCCUUGUGCACUUUCGCCAGGCUAAUGCCGGCCUGGUCGGGUUUUACGGCGCCGCAAUAAUCAUUGCCUUGACGCAUCGCCUGUUCAUCGCGGUAAGGAAUUACAACAAAAACUACAGCCGGACAAAUGGAAUGAUGCAGAAGGCAAUGACGCUGAGGCGGGAUUACACCAGAAUCAACGAUGAUGAUUCAUUGUCUAAAGUCGAUGCUUGGCUCACUGGUAAAUACAACGGUGACAGUACUUUCAUCAACAGAAACGGAGUGAAUUCCUUCACAUGUCCAGUCGAACCAUUGCACAAACAAGACGAUGAUCAGUCUGUUGCUUCAAGCUUGCGUAGAAGGGAGCAACGCCAUACGACUCCUUCGCAUUCGGUUGCCAGCUCUGGGAAGACGCUAUGUGCCAGUGUCACACGGGUCGGCGCACCUUGUAGGAACAAGGCCUUCCGUGGCAGCACUUACUGUCGAUCUCACCUAAGAUAGAUUUUACGGAAAUUUGUGUGUGUGUGUGUAAUUUUUUGUUUUUGACACUUUGUAAUAUAAUUGUUUUUAUUACUUUGAUUUUUUUUUAAUGUUACAAAUGAUGUUGUAAAUGAUAAUUAGAGAUCAUUUUGGCUAGUUA
Molecule: messenger RNA, 1996 nt
Organism: Cimex lectularius (bed bug)
Lineage: Eukaryota; Metazoa; Arthropoda; Insecta; Hemiptera; Cimicidae
Product: protein brambleberry-like
Exons: 10
Coding region: 172-1857 (561 amino acids)
Source: RefSeq, a predicted model, not a curated record